AUGGAACUCUUUGUGGCGCUGGACGAUGAGCCGGAACACGAUGGCCCUUAUCUCCCCAGCUCACAGGUACCCCACUCGCAACCUCCCAGUGCUAGCCAGGAAGCCCGCUUCGUCGCCGCCACCACCACGACGCGUCACUUGGCCGACGUGUUUGGCCUGAUUACACCCGUAUCCAAGGAAGCAGUAAUCACCAUUGGUAGUGACGGGAUGAGGAUAUACGCCGAGCUGGAGCACCGGCUGAGUAAUUUGCUGGUUACCAUUGAUUCCACGGUGUUUCGUCAGUGGCAAAUAACCCCUCCCAACGCUACACUCAAGCUCCAAUUGGACAUUUCCCUAAUUGCUCUGGCACUUCUGUCCGUCCCCAAUGAUCCUGAAGGCAAGCACACGUGUAUUUUCAGUUAUGACGGGCUUGGAUCUCCGUUUGUUAUUGAAUUUGAGGAUAAUCUAAUCAGUGAGCGGAUUGAGAUGCACACCUACGUCCACGAUAUUGAUGACGGACCUCACGUGCUUGGCAUUGACCGGAGCCGUGUCCACUUUGAGAUCACUUUGGACCUGAAAACGUUUACUGCCUUAUUGGAAUCAUUACACAAUGUGGGCACUACUGAAGUGUCGCUAAACAUUUCCAAUACUCCGGAAACCGAUAUUCGACACCAGCUUACUGGAGGUAAUCAUAACUCAUUGUUUUUCGUGUCUAAAGGACCUAUCGGUCUUAUGAAAGUGAUCUAUCCAGGUAUGCCUACAGUGUUGGAACGAGUCGACAUCUAUGAUGACUCAGAUAACCCUACACCGAUUACUUCACAGGUGCUGCUGCUGUACUCGUUCAAACAGCUAGGACAGAUCCUUAAAGCGGUGAGGCUAAGCUCUAAGUGUAAGCUUGUUAAAGAUUACCGCGGGGUGUUGCUGCUCCAGUUAUUGUGUCGCAACCAGUCUAACGCGACCUUGAUGACGUAUAACUUGGUCGAGUUAUCUAAUGUGGAAAUUGUCUAUGAUGAAGAGCCGAUGGCGGUGGAACCGCAAUCUGAUCAAGAGUACGAGAUUGAGAGAGGACCAGCUUUCGAUACCCCGAUCUUCUUAUAA
Molecule: messenger RNA, 1077 nt
Organism: Diutina rugosa
Lineage: Eukaryota; Fungi; Ascomycota; Pichiomycetes; Serinales; Debaryomycetaceae
Exons: 1
Coding region: 1-1077 (358 amino acids)
Biological process (GO): DNA damage checkpoint signaling; DNA repair
Cellular component (GO): checkpoint clamp complex
Source: RefSeq, a predicted model, not a curated record